Molecule: messenger RNA, 894 nt
Organism: Plasmodium cynomolgi strain B
Lineage: Eukaryota; Apicomplexa; Aconoidasida; Haemosporida; Plasmodiidae
Exons: 4
Coding region: 1-894 (297 amino acids)
Biological process (GO): positive regulation of cell population proliferation
Cellular component (GO): nucleus
Source: RefSeq, a predicted model, not a curated record
AUGAAUUCAAAGCGGGUAAAUAAUGUGAUUAGCCUUUUGAUAAACGAAAUAAAAACAAAUGAGCGCCCAGAAAGCGCAAAAGAAUUGGCCAAAGAAAAGGGCAUAAAUGUUGCCAAGUCAUUUUUGAACAUUAACCAUUCAGGUGAAAACCUCCCCUGUGAGAGGCCCAAACGAAACUGCCGAGCAGAAAAUGGGCAACCUCGGAAUAGUGAUCUCAGUGUAAAUUCGCAGGAAGAACAGAAGACCACCCCCGACGAAGACAACCUGGACGGAGACAACCUGGACGGAGACAACCUCGACGAAGACAACCUCGACGAUGACGUCAUCGGCGAAAAGGAAAAAGCGGCAUUGGAAUUUUAUGAUGAGCGGAUAGACAUUUUCGAAGAAGAAUACGUGAACAAAAAAUAUAGAUUCUGCACCAAAAACUGCGAUUCGAGUUUGUGCUGUUGCGGGUGCUUCAUUCCAGUUUGCUACCAAAGUCAGAGGCACGAGAUCUACGUCAACCAGUACAGAAGCUUAUACGCGGUGAACGUACGGAUCGACGACAAGCGAGUUAUUCAUGAGCACGAAAUAAAUGCAGUGGAGAACGGCGGCGACGGCAAACAAGGUGAUACCAAACGGGGUAACGGCAAAAGAGGUGAUACCAAACGGGGUAACGGCAAACGCAGCCACCAGCACGGUGACCCAAAGAUCCCCCCCCCGGUGGACAAAGCGGAGAACCAAACAGAACUCCCUCACCCCGAGUGCGCAGAAAACCCCGAAGGAGAAAAAAACAGGGAGGACGAAAAAUCACAAAUAUAUCACGCCGUUUUUUGCGAAAACUGCAAUAAUCAUGUUGCCUAUCUUGAAAUAAAAAAAAAUAUUUUCCAUUUUUUUGAUGUGCUACCUGACUGA